Bacillus rossius redtenbacheri is the source of this 6170-nucleotide messenger RNA. RefSeq names its product DNA topoisomerase 2 (gene Top2). The record is from RefSeq and is a predicted model, not a curated record. The coding region runs from base 478 to 5160 and encodes 1560 amino acids. Gene Ontology annotation, molecular function: DNA topoisomerase type II (double strand cut, ATP-hydrolyzing) activity; ATP binding; DNA binding. Gene Ontology annotation, cellular component: nucleus. Gene Ontology annotation, biological process: DNA topological change; resolution of meiotic recombination intermediates; sister chromatid segregation. The transcript is spliced from 27 exons. Lineage: Eukaryota; Metazoa; Arthropoda; Insecta; Phasmatodea; Bacillidae.
GUUUCGUUUUUGAAUGUGUUAGAAAGCAUGGUGUAGAAAUCAUAUCUAACGAAUAGUUGACGUCGCUCAAGCUUUUGUGGGUAUGCUGAAGUAUUUUCCAAGUGCAAGAACUAGCUGUAUAUUUCAAUUAAAGGCUUAAAAAAUCACUUGUGAACGUAUUAACUGGUUUUGUUAAUUCGCAAGAUAAUUAGACCUCCAUUUUCUGUUGUGUGUAACUUGGCGGUAACCAAUCGGCGCGUGAUAUGGUUUAUUUGAAUUUAUAUACAGCAUUUCUAUCCGGAAAUUUUCUAUGCGAGGCCAAAAAUACAGAUUUUUACUAAGCGAAGACGUGUGUGUGUAUGUGUUUGUGAAUAUUGGUUAAUUAAUUUAGUUAGAAUUUAUUUUGUGUUGCUGUUUACGGCAUCGCAAAUGUGUCUAGUAGAAAUUUAUUUGGACCUGUGUUCUACAGUCAUUUUGUGGUGAGGCAGUGCUGGUGAAAUGGAAGUUGCUGAAAACGGUGUGAUCCCCAAUGGGGACCUACACAGUGCACCUAAGAAAGCUUCUUCUAAGAAACUAUCUGUUGAGAAAGUUUACCAAAAGAAGACGCAGCUAGAACACAUCUUACUAAGGCCGGAUACCUACAUUGGGUCCGUGGAGCUGGUCAAGGAGACAAUGUGGGUGUAUGAUGCGGAGGCGGAGCGCAUGGAGCAGCGUGAGAUCUCAUACGUCCCAGGCCUCUACAAGAUAUUUGACGAGAUCCUGGUGAACGCUGCCGACAACAAGCAGCGUGACAAGUCCAUGGACUGCAUCAAGGUGGAGAUAGACACCGCGACAGAUACAAUAUCUGUUUGGAACAACGGGCAAGGUAUCCCGGUAGUGGAACACAAAGAUGAAAAGAUGUUUGUCCCGACCAUGAUUUUCGGCCACCUUCUGACGUCUUCAAACUAUAAUGAUGAGGAGCAGAAAGUCACUGGUGGUAGGAAUGGCUAUGGGGCCAAGUUAUGUAACAUUUUCAGUACAAAGUUUACUGUGGAGACGGCUGCAGUGGAAUACAAGAGAAGUUUCAAACAGGUUUGGGCAUCGAACAUGACCAAGACAUCGGAGCCCAAAAUUAAGGAUUUCUUUGGCUCAGAUUUUACAAAAAUAACCUUCACUCCGGACUUGACAAAGUUCAAAAUGGAAAAACUGGACAAGGAUAUCGUUGACCUCAUGUCCAGGCGUGCGUUUGAUGUGGCAGCUUCCACGAGAGGUGUGAAAGUGUACUUGAAUGGCAAGCGCUUGCCGGUGAAAAACUUUAAGGACUAUAUUGAUCUUUUCAUCAAAGACAAGGAAGAUGACUUUGGAAAGCCUUUGUCCAUUGUGUAUGAGAACUGUAAUGAGCGGUGGGAGGUUGCGGUGACUGUGUCCAAUGAUGGCUUCCAGCAGGUCUCAUUUGUUAACAGCAUUGCAACAACCAAGGGUGGACGACAUGUGGACUACGUCGCAGACAUGAUUACGAAAAAUCUUGUGGAAGCCUUCAAGAAGAAGAACAAGACAGGGUUUCAAAUUAAACCUAACAAUGUGAAGAGUCAUAUGUGGCUCUUCAUAAAUUGCUUGAUUGUGAAUCCCACGUUUGAUUCGCAGACAAAGGAGAACAUGACUCUGCAGCUCAAGAACUUUGGUUCCAAGUGCGAGUUGUCCCCCAAGUUCUUAACUCAGGUUGCGAAGAGUGCCAUAUUGGAUGCAGUGACAUACUGGGCUAAUUCCAAGGCACAGACCCAGCUGCAGAAAACAAGUGGAAAGAAGCAGAGCAAGUUAAAAGGCAUACCAAAGCUGGAGGAUGCUAACGAUGCGGGCACGGCCAAGUCAUUGGACUGCACACUGAUCCUCACGGAGGGAGACUCGGCCAAGACGUUGGCCGUGUCUGGUCUCGGGGUUGUCGGCAGGGACAAGUAUGGCGUGUUCCCGCUGAAAGGCAAAGUCCUGAACGUCCGCGAAGCAUCCAACAGUCAGAUCACUGGCAAUGCUGAAAUAAAUGCACUCAUUAAAAUACUUGGCCUGAAUUACAAGCAUAAGUACGAGACCAUAGAUGACUUGAAGAAUUUGAGAUAUGGACGCCUCAUGAUCAUGACAGAUCAGGACCAGGACGGUUCCCACAUCAAAGGGCUCCUGAUAAACUUCAUUCACCACAAUUGGCCAUCGCUGUUGAAGCUCCCUUUCCUAGAGGAGUUCAUCACGCCCAUCGUGAAGGCUUCCAAAAGCAACCAGGAGCUGUCCUUUUAUUCCCUGCCAGAGUUUGAGGAGUGGAAGUCCCAGACUGACAAUUGGCACACAUACAAGAUAAAGUACUACAAAGGUCUGGGUACAUCCACUUCAAAGGAAGCCAAGGAGUACUUCUCAGACAUGGCAAGGCAUCGCAUCAGAUUCAAGUAUGCGGGUCCGCAAGAUGAUGUUCACAUCAAAAUGGCAUUCAGCAAGAAGUGCAUAGAGGAGCGCAAGGAAUGGCUUACCAACUGGAUGGAGGACAGCAAGCAGCGGCGGGAGCUGGGACUGCCUGAGCAGUACCUGUACGAGAAGGACACACACCAAAUCAACUACACUGACUUUGUGAACAAGGAGCUGGUGCUGUUCAGCAACCUGGACAACGAGCGCUCCAUCCCCUCCAUGGUGGACGGCCUGAAGCCGGGCCAGCGCAAGGUGCUGUACACCUGCAUGAAGCGCAAGGACAAGAGGGAGGUGAAGGUGGCCCAGCUGGCCGGCUCAGUGGCCGAGCACUCAGCCUACCACCACGGUGAGGCCUCGCUCAUGUCCACCAUCAUCAACUUGGCGCAGAACUACGUCGGCAGCAACAACAUCAAUAUGCUGCAGCCCAUUGGGCAGUUUGGCACGCGCCUCACCGGCGGCAAGGAUGCCGCCAGCCCUCGUUACAUCUUCACCAUGCUCAGUCCAUUGGCAAAGUUCAUUUUCCACCCGCAUGACGAGCCGCUGUUGAAGAACCAGUACGAUGACAACCAGAAGAUAGAGCCAGUGUGGUACAUGCCUGUCAUCCCGAUGGUGCUGGUGAACGGUGCGGAUGGCAUCGGCACUGGCUGGAUGACCAAGAUCCCCAACUACAACCCGCGGGAGAUCAUAGCGAACCUCAAGCGCAUGUUAGAGGGUGAGGAGCCCAAAGAAAUGACACCAUGGUACAAGAACUUCAGGGGAAUCAUUGAAAAAGUAAGUCAUCAGAGGUAUGUCACCUUUGGAGAAGUGGGCAUCAUUGCAGAUGACAAAGUGGAAAUAACAGAACUGCCUAUAGGGGUUUGGACACAGAACUAUAAAGAAUCUGUGUUGGAACCUCUGCUUCAUGGUGCAGAAAAGACACCAGGACAGAUCAAAGACUACAAAGAGUACAACACAGACACAACUGUCAGGUUUGUUGUGACGAUGAAUGCAGAGAAGCUAAUGCAACUUGAAUUUGAUGGCCUGCACAAGUUUUUCAAGUUACAGACAUCGUUCACAACAACAUCUAUGUGCGUAUUUGAUGGCAACUUAGUGAUGAGGAAGUUUGAAUCUGUAGAAGAUAUCUUAAAAGAAUUCUACACCUUGCGCCUUUCUUUCUACGAGAAGAGGAAGGCUUAUUUGGAGGGAAUUCUGUCAGCAGAGUCUCUGAAGCUCAGCAACCAAGCGAGGUUCAUUUUGGAGAAGUGUAGUGGGGAGCUGGUUGUUGAGAACAAGAAAAGGAAAGUGAUGAUGGAUGAGCUGAAGAAGCGAGGCUAUGAGGAAGAUCCUGUUUAUCAGUGGAAAAUGAAACAAGACAAGGAAGCCGCACUGGCAGAGGCGCAGGCGCGGGAGGACGCGGAGAGCUCCCAGACGGAGGAGGAGCAGGACAAGCUGACCACAGAGUCCUACAACUACCUGCUGGGGAUGACCAUGUGGUCGCUGACCUUGGAAAAGAAGGAGGAGUUGCUGCGCAAGCGGGACGAGAAGCUGCUUGAGCUCAAGGUCCUGCGGGAGAAGUCCCCGGCCGUGCUGUGGCACGAGGACCUCGACAAGCUGCUGGAGGAGCUGGAGCGUGUGGAGGCCCAGGAAUUGGAGGAGGCGAACUCGGCGGGCAAGAAACUGGCCAAGUUGGGCAAGAAGCAGGCCGCGGUGCCGGCCAAGGGCCGCAGGGGCCCCGGACCCUCCACUGCAGAGACCCUGCCAUCCCCCACGCGCAGGAUCAUUCAGCCCAAGGCCGACGACGAGCUCAAGAAGAAGUUUGAGAAGGCUGCUGCUGUAGCAAAGGUUAAAAAGACUACUAAAAAACCAAAAACUUCAGCUGAGAAGGAUGAGUUUGAUUUGAUGGCUGAUGGUGAGAUCAAGACUAUAGAGCAGAGAAUUGGCAGUUCUCCUGAUAUGGUGAAAAAGAAAGCUGCUGCAAGAAAGAAGGCAGAACCUUCAAAGCCACGUGCACCCAAAGGUGAAGGGUCACCCAAGAAGGGCAAGAAGAAGAACCCGUGGGAGUCGGACAGUGACAGCGAAGGUGGCAAGAAGAAAAGGAGGAAGAGGAAGGGCAGCGACGACAGCUCAGAUGAGUCUGCGCUGUCAGAGGUCGACUCGUUCGUUCCGCCAGCCAGGACCACGUCUCGCAGAUCCGUGGCUGUGCCCAAGAAGUACACCUUUGACAGCGAGGAUGAAGACAAGGAUGACGACGAUGACGAGUUGGUGCUGCACGACAACGAGUUGGAUGACGGCCACGUGCCAGUCAAUGACGACAACCUCGAUGAUGCAGUUGCAGAAUCACAGACGGUCAUUGACGUUAGUGAUACAGACAGUGAUUUUGAUGCCCCAAAAUCGAAGGUGAAGUCUAAGAAAGGCGCAGUACCUCUAAAUACGUCCGAGUCAAUGUUUGACUCAUUGGUUGGCAGCAGUUCAAAGGAAGACAAGCCUGAACCUAAGAAAAAAGCUCCACAAAAGAAGAAAUUGUGGCAACAAGAAGAUAGUCAAAAAUCUGUAGCGAAGAAGGCUCCAGCCAAGAAGAAGGCAGCAAAGAAAAAAGAUUCUUCAGACGAAGAUUCAGACGGCUCAUUUGCACCUAAGGCGAAGAAGAGCAAAAAGGUUGCUGCGUCCACAUCGGACAGUGAGACUUCGGCGCCGCGCAAGCAGCUCAGCGGUCGCGCGCGCAAGCCCACCAAGUUCACCUUUGACGACGACUCAGACGGAGACGUCGACUCAGACUAGGUGCCGUGCCAUGCUGUGCCGUAUUCUGGCACCCGAGACUCGUGCAAGCACCAGGUGUACUUGUUGAUUACUUAAAGACUUGUUUAUAAUUAUUUUUAUUAGGACUUAGUGAUGUGUUGGCACAUUUUAGAUGUGCAUGUCAGUGGUAUUCGUCAAGUGAAAUUUCACAUAAGAAUAUUUCUGUGGAACGUUUUGCCGUAAAAUGGGAAUGUAACCCGGAAUAUAAUUUUAAAAAAGGACAUAAGGACGUACAUUGUAAUGUUUAAUAGAGUGUGUAUUUCAUAACUUUAAGAACGUUUUGUAAUCGUUUCAUGGGAAUGUUUUAAGUAUUUCACUGUUUGUGCUAUUUUUAUUUGAAUUUUUAUAACUUACUCAGAACUUGAUUGUCCCUUGUCCCUUUGUGUUUGUUAGUAAAAGUGAGUUUAAUGUGAAUGUAGGAACAAGUAAUUGUUCAACCAUUGCCAUUAGAUUUGACAUGUUUAAGAUAGUCUAUAAAACAUAAUACUUUUUUUGCAUUUAGCACAGUAAGUUGUGAUUCAGUAUUGAUACUUAAAACAUUGUGUAUGUUUUAACUAAUGUGUUUUUUUUUUUACAAAUUAUUGUGAAUUUUGCAUGUGAAAGUAUGAAAAAAUUGUACUAUUUCUUGGCUAAGUUCAAAACGUGAGUUAAUAGUACUUUUAUUACCUUGUACCUUGUAAUUUUGUGAUAUAUCUGUUACAUAUACACAAGUUUUACAAAGGAGGAGCUUCUUUUUAGAAAUGUAAUUGAUACUCAUGAUAUUGUUUUGAGUCUUGAUAUGAAUUCAAUAUUGUGUUUAACAUUUGGUAUUGUACAAAAUACAUUUUUUUUUCUGUGCAGAUUUUCAGUAAAAUAGCAUUGCAGAUGUAAGUUUAUAAAUAAUUAGAUGUGUGCUACUUGAGAAGACACUGUAAUAAGUUGGUAAUGACCUGUGUGGAAGUAAGGACUAGUGUGCAUAUUUGUGUGAAAUACUUAAAAAAAAAAAAAAAAUU